Messenger RNA from Propithecus coquereli (Coquerel's sifaka), 2058 nucleotides. It is a transcript of the gene LPO, whose product is annotated as lactoperoxidase. Lineage: Eukaryota; Metazoa; Chordata; Mammalia; Primates; Indriidae. Gene Ontology annotation, molecular function: heme binding; thiocyanate peroxidase activity. The record is from RefSeq and is a predicted model, not a curated record. Gene Ontology annotation, biological process: response to oxidative stress.
CUCUCCACCACAAGCUGAAGGCUGCCAUGAGCUCUGAGACGCCCACCAGCCGACAGCUGUCAGAGUACCUCAAGCACGCCAAAGGCCGGACACGCACAGCCAUCCGCAACGGGCAGGUGUGGGAGGAGUCCCUAAAGAGACUGAGGCAGGCGUCCUUGACCAACGUCACAGGCUCCAGCCUGGACCUGAGCUCGCUGUCUUGGGAGGUGAAAUGCGACAUGAGCAGCCCUUACCGCACCAUUUCCGGGGACUGUAACAACAGGAGGCCCGCGCAGGGCGCCGCCAGCAGGGCCCCGGCGCGCUGGCUGCCCGCGGAGUACGAGGACGGGCUGUCCCUGCCCUUCGGGUGGACGCCGGGGAAGAUGGGCAACGGCUUCCCUCUCCCGCUGACCGAGGAGGUGUCCAACGAGAUAGCCGGCUAUCUGAAUGAGAAGGAUGUCCUGGACCAAAACAGGUCCCUGCUCUUCAUGCAGUGGGGUCAAACUGUGGACCACGACCUGGACUUUGCCCCCGACACCGAGCUGGGGAGUAGUGAGUACUCCAAAGCCCAAUGUGAGGAGUACUGUAUCCAGGGAGGCAACUGUUUCCCCAUCAUGUUCCCACGCAAUGACCCCAAGGUGAGGACUCAAGGGAAGUGCAUGCCUUUCUUCCGAGCCAGGUUUGAAUGUCCCACUCCGCCCUACCAAUCCUUGGCCCGAGAACAGAUCAAUGCUUUGACCUCCUUUCUGGAUGCCAGCUUUGUGUACACCUCCGAGCCAUACCUGGCCAGCUGCCUCCGCAACCUCAGCAGCCCCCUGGGCCUCAUGGCCAUCACCCAGGAGGUCUCAGACCAUGGGUUACCCUACCUGCCCUUUGACAACAAGAAACCAAGGCCCUGCGAGUUCAUCAACACCACUGCCCACGUGCCCUGCUUCCUGGCAGGAGAUUCCUGAGCCUCAGAGCAGACCCUGCUGGCCACUUCCCACACCCUCUUUCUCCGCGAGCACAACCGGCUGGCCAGAGAACUGAAGAGACUCAACCCUCAGUGGGAUGGAGACAAGCUCUACCAGGAAGCCCAGAAUAUCCUGGGAGCCUUUGUCCAUAUUAUUACCUUUAGAGAUUACCUACCCAUUGUGCUAGGUGACCAUAUGCAUAAAUGGAUCCCCCCCUACUGAUGCUACAAUGAAUCUGUGGAUCCCUGAAUUUCCAAUGUUUUCACCUUCGCCUUCCACUUUGGCCACUUGGAAGUCCCCUCUACUGUGUCCCAUCUGGAUGAGAAUUAUCAGCCAUGGGGUCCAGAGCCAGCACUCGCCCUGCACACCGUCUUCUUCAACACCUGGAAGAUAGUCAAAGACGGUGGGAUUGAUCCUCUGGUGCGGGGCCUGCUGGCCAAGAAGGCCAAGUUGAUGAAACAGAAUGAAAUGAUGAUGGGAGAGCUGCGCAACAAGCUUCUCCAGCCAACUCACAGGAUCCACGGCUUUGACCUAGCUGCCAUCAACAUACAGCGUGGCCGGGACCACGGGCAGCCUGGGUACAACUCCUGGAGAGGCUUUUGUGACCUCUCACAGCCGCAGACACUGAAGGAGCUGAACAUUGUGUUAAAGAACAAGGAGCUGGCCAAGAAGUUACUGCAUCUCUACAGCACCCCUGACAACAUCGACGUCUGGAUAGGGGCCAUCGCUGAGCCCCUGGUGGAAAGGGGCCGGGUGGGGCCUCUCCUGGCCUGCCUCCUGGGCAAGCAGUUCCAGCAGAUCCGUGACGGAGACAGGUUCUGGUGGGAAAACCCCAGGGUCUUCACGAAGAGGCAGUGGGACUCUCUACAGAAAAUGUCCUUCUCACGCCUUGUCUGUGACAAUACCCGUAUCACCAAGGUCCCGCUGAACGCAUUCCGAGCUAACAGCUACCCACGAGGCUUUGUGGAUUGCUCAGCCAUUGACAAGCUGGACCUCUCACCCUGGGCCUCAGCAGAGAAUUAGGGGCCUGGGCUCCAAGGCCUCCACGCUGCACAGUAAAGCCCCUUUGGUCCACGAUGCCAUUUCACACAAGUCCAAUGACCUGGUCCUUUAGAGCUCCACACCC